AUGCAGUUACAUGCCUUCGCAGACGCUAGUCGACAAGCCAUUGCCGCUGUCAUUUAUGUCAGAGCUACCGACAGCAACGGCAAAAUCACCAGCACCAUUCUCUGCGCGAAGUCAAAGUUAGCCCCAGUUAAGAGCCUGCUCCCGACCACCCAGAGACGAGCGCGGAUGACCAUCCCGAGGCUCGAGCUUCGCGCCACCCUGAUCGCUGCGAUGCUGCUAAAGGACGCCGCCAGCGCACUGUCGAUCCCGCCUAUGGGCUGCCAUCUUUGGAGUGAUUCACAGGUUGACUGGCUCCGUUCAGACGAACCCGUGGGGCAUGACAUUAUCGACAGUUAUGUGGCCCAUGUGCAAGAGAUCUCCACUGGCGUCACUCUGCACCACGUCCCCACGAGCUGCAACCCAGCCGACGUCGCAUCCCGCGGCACCGACUCCACCAAACUUGCACUGCACCCACUCUGGUGGCACGACCCAGUCUGGCUGGUGCAAUCAGCAAACGAAUGGCCUCUCGAGGUCAACGACACUGACCAUCUGGCAUGCCGGCAUGGCAACAACGUUUCUUGCGCUGCGGUGCAGAUUGAGGACGAGCCACUGCAUCCGGAGAAGAGUCACAUCGAUCAGUUUUCGACGCUCGAUUCCUUAUUACGAGCUACCGCACGCGCCAUUCGUCUUCUAAGACGGAGAGACACUGCAUCGCCACUGUCUCCUAUUACAGUGUCCGAGUUCCGCCAGGCCUUCAUCGCUUCCUCCAGGAUUGUGCAACGUCACUUCUUCGCUGAGGAGUUCGCUCAGCUGAGCCAGGGCUAUCCGCUAAAGGGCUGCAGUCGGACGAAAUCUCUUAAGCCCUUCCUCGACGACGACGGGGUAAUCCGAGUCGGGGGCCGACUCGACCGCUCGCUUUACCCUACGACGAGCGGCACCCCAUCCUUCUUCCCGGAUCAUCACACCUCGCUCAGUUGGUAUUACAAUGGGCCCAUGAGCGUUGUAUUCACGGCGGCUUCAGGGCAACCUAUGCUCGAGCACUGCAGAAGGCUUGGAUUACCGGGGCCAAGGUACGAGUCAAGCGGUACCUCCGCAACUGCACUGUUUGCGCCCGACUUUCGGCGAAGACCUUAG
Messenger RNA from Phymastichus coffea, 1113 nucleotides. RefSeq lists its product as uncharacterized. The record is from RefSeq and is a predicted model, not a curated record. Lineage: Eukaryota; Metazoa; Arthropoda; Insecta; Hymenoptera; Eulophidae. Bases 1 to 1113 code for a protein of 370 amino acids. The transcript has a single exon.